This is a messenger RNA of Pararge aegeria (speckled wood butterfly), 1635 nucleotides long. Its product is annotated as peroxisomal catalase 1-like. Gene Ontology annotation, biological process: hydrogen peroxide catabolic process; response to hydrogen peroxide. Gene Ontology annotation, cellular component: cytoplasm. NCBI's taxonomy places the organism in Eukaryota, Metazoa, Arthropoda, Insecta, Lepidoptera, Nymphalidae. The record is from RefSeq and is a predicted model, not a curated record. Bases 1 to 1635 code for a protein of 544 amino acids. The transcript is spliced from 2 exons. Gene Ontology annotation, molecular function: catalase activity; heme binding.
AUGAAGGGGCACAUAGUGUUUAUUUUAUAUUGUUUUUUUAUAGGAGCUAAUCAUGUGACAUGUAGUGAACACGAAAUUUUGGAGUACCUGAACAGGACGGAACCUGCGAAUCGGCAACUUUGCGAAUUCAAACUGAGACAUCCGAAACCAGUAGGAAUACUUACUACGAGUUCAGGAAAGCUUGUAGAGCUAAGGGAAACUACCACAUUAAAUUCCGACUCUUUUUCGAAUGAAUACUUUAUAGACUUCCUUACCCACAACGAUGCAGAAAGGAUUCCCGAAAGAGUUGUUCAUGCCAGUGGCACGGGUGCCCAUGGAUACUUUGAAGUGACUCACGAUGUAUCAAAGUAUACAAAAGCUGAAGUAUUUAAUGGCGUUGGAAAGAAAACACGGAUUUUCGGACGCUUUUCUAAUGCAGCUCAAAAUCUCGGCGGAAGCGACCUUGUAAGAGAGCAGAAAGGGUUGGCUGUAAAGUUUUAUACAAGGGAAGGCAAUUUAGAUUUAUUAUGCAUUAAUUUACCAGUAUUCUUCUAUAGAGAUCCGAUUGAAUUUGGUCACUUUGUUCACUCUUCAAAGAGAAAUCCAAGGACUCAACUUUUUGAUCCUUCAUUGCGCUGGGACUACGUUACGAAAAGACCAGAUAACGUGCACGGACAGCUAUGGGUGCAAUCUGACUUCGGCCUACCAAACGGCUACCGCAAAAUGAACCAGUUUCCCAUUCACACUUACGAAAUAAAUAAUAAGCAUGGUGACAAAUACUAUGUCAGAUUUAAUUUUAUAAGCAAUCAAGGUAUAGAAUUCCUUUCAGAUGAAGCAGCAGCAGCUAUAGGAUCUCGAGAUCCUGAUUAUUUCAAAAGAGAUCUAUAUAAUGCAAUCGAGAAUGGAAAUUACCCCAGUUGGAAUUUGGAAAUGGAUCUUAUAACGUUAGAAGAAAUAAAGAAACUUGAUUAUGAUCCUUUCGAUUUAACGAGAUUAUGGAAAAAAGGCACAUAUAAGGCUAUACCUAUAGGGCGCAUUGUUUUUAACCAAAAUCCUGAUAACCAAUUUAGGGAUAAUGAACUCAGUGCAUUUAAUCCUGGAAAUUUGGUACCCGGAAUUCCUGGACCAAUGGAUAAUGUGUUCAGAGGAAGAAGAUCAUCCUACCGCGAUACUCAAACACAUCGUUUGGGUAUCAAUCACAAUAGAAUUGAAAUUAAUAAACCACUGUAUUGGAAAGUGUACAAUCGUGACGGCUACGCUCCGGUAAGAGAAAAUAUGAGGGAUGCGCCAAAUUAUUAUCCCAAUUCAUUUAAUGGUCCCGUCCCUUAUGUGGAUCCCAGUCGCCCUAAUAGCAGGUUCGUUAUUUACGAGCCCAAUGCAGUAGACUUGGAACCGGCGUCGGAAUUUUAUAAUGAUUUCUUGACAGAAGAUCAAAGGCAAAGGCUUGUGAAUACCACAGUAAGGUCUUUGAUGCCCGUGCCUCCAGACUUACAGAAACGGGUCAUUCGUCUGUAUACUCUCACUGACGUAGAUUUGGGUACCAGGGUGGCUGAAGGUUUGAAAAAGGCGCUACGAAUGCCUCCGCCACCGCCACCACCCGUGCUAAGAUUAACUCAACAUUAUAAGAAGGACAAAAGUCGUCCUCACCACCACUAA